AUGGGUAAUGAUGGUGGAAGCAUCCCUACUCGCCGAGAGCUGGUGAAAGAAGCUGCGCGGAACCCAAAUACCACCCAGCUGAAGGAGACACUCCGUGAACACCUCGAACACUUCUGGACUACGUGCCCUAUAUCCCAUAAGAAGCUUCUCUCGCCUGUGGUGUCAGACGCUGUCGGAAAUCUCUACAACAAAGACGCCAUCUUACAAUAUCUUCUUCCUGGUGACGAUAGUGAAGCCAUAAGCGCAAAGGCCGACUGUGACGAAGUGCUGCAAGGAAGAGUCAAAUCGCUACGUGACGUUGUUGAGCUCAAAUUUGACGUUGAUGGGAACCCCGAUGUACCGAAUGGAGGACGGAAAGGUCGCUGGAUCUGCCCUGUCACUCAAAAAGAACUUGGCCCAAGUGUGAAGUCAGUGUAUCUUGUCCCUUGUGGACAUGUCUUCUCUGAGGGAGCCAUUCGUGAAAUGAAGUCGGAUAAGUGCUUACAAUGUAAUGAGCCGUACGAACCUUCGAAUGUUAUUCCAAUUCUUCCAACUCAGGAAUCAGAGAAAGAGCGGCUAAAAUCGCGGGUAGAGGAGUUAUCCCGGCAAGGCCUUGCCCAUUCAUUAAAGAAGCUUUCUGGCUCGAACAAAAAGCGAAAAAAGAACCGCACCGAUAUGAACGGUGAUGUCGACAAUGAUUCCAAAUCCGAGUCUGCGACGAAUGGAAAGGUUAAAAACGACAGCAAUACACCUACUCCAUCCUCCACUCCCGCGCCAGUGGGUAUCAAGAACGCUGGAACAGCUAUAUUGACUGCCAAAGUGCUAGAGGAACAAAACGAACGUCGCAAACGUGCAAAAACGGAACGAAGUGAUGCUGUCCAGUCCCUAUUCACUUCCAAAAGCAAGAAGGAGAAUGUCCACGUGCAGAUGUGGAAUACAAGCCACAAAUCACCCAGAAACAUUUUCGAGACUUUCCAAAUCUCGUCACACCAAGAGGAGCAUCAAGAAGGCAACUUCUACAUCGCUACACAGGCCAUUCAUGGCAAUAUUUUCGUUCGACGCAGAAAAAUUGCCCGGCUUCAGGCUGUCCCAAUCUUCGGUAAAUUCAGAGAGAAACCCGGCCUCGGCUGCCGGUUAAGCACCAGGCCCAGGAUGAACUUAAUCGGCGAAUCGCAUGACCAUUUCCUUGAGAUACCUUUGGGAGAGCUCUCUGAAAAAUUGUGA
This is a messenger RNA of Trichophyton benhamiae CBS 112371, 1203 nucleotides long. RefSeq lists its product as uncharacterized. Bases 1 to 1203 code for a protein of 400 amino acids. Gene Ontology annotation, biological process: site-specific DNA replication termination at RTS1 barrier; mitotic DNA replication termination. The record is from RefSeq and is a predicted model, not a curated record. The transcript has 4 exons. Gene Ontology annotation, cellular component: nucleus. Lineage: Eukaryota; Fungi; Ascomycota; Eurotiomycetes; Onygenales; Arthrodermataceae.